Anopheles marshallii is the source of this 1371-nucleotide messenger RNA. It is a transcript of the gene Fntb, whose product is annotated as protein farnesyltransferase subunit beta. Gene Ontology annotation, cellular component: protein farnesyltransferase complex. The coding region runs from base 1 to 1371 and encodes 456 amino acids. Gene Ontology annotation, molecular function: protein farnesyltransferase activity. The record is from RefSeq and is a predicted model, not a curated record. NCBI's taxonomy places the organism in Eukaryota, Metazoa, Arthropoda, Insecta, Diptera, Culicidae. Gene Ontology annotation, biological process: protein farnesylation. The transcript has 3 exons.
AUGGAUUCGGAGGAGAGACCCCGGCCGCUGUCACAGUACAAAAGAUUUCGAACGAACGACGAGGGUCGGAAAACAUUUACCUCCAUUGAUCAGAUAAGAACUGAAGCAUCGAUCGAACGCAUCUACGACCGGUACGAACAGUUGGCGGCUCUCGAUCCGUCACUGCCCAAGCUGCACCGUGGGGACCAUGCGCGCUAUCUGCAGUUAUCGCUCGAGCGUUUGUCGUCUGCGUACGAAAGUCUGGACAGUAGCCGGCCCUGGAUGGUGUACUGGAUACUGAAUGCGGCCAGCAUACUGAACCUGCGCUUUUCCCACGAACUAAUGGACCGGGUGGUGGAUUUCCUUAUCAAAUGCCGCUGCAAAGAGGGCGGAUUUGGUGGAGGACCCGGGCAGGAUCCACAUCUGGCCACCACGUAUGCCGCGAUAAAUUCACUCUGUAUAAUCGGCACGGAAAAAGCUUUAAAUGCGAUCGAUCGGCACACGCUGAAGCAAUUUAUGUGGGCAGUGCGGGAAAGUAAUGGCGCGUUCCGGAUGCACAUCGGAGGUGAGCUAGACGUACGAGGAGCGUACUGUGCGAUUUCGUCGGCCAAGCUGUGUUCUUUCACGCCGGAAGAAGAGCUCAAACUGUUCGAGGGAACGGCAAACUGGAUAGUGGAAUGUCAAACGUACGAGGGUGGUUUCGGUGGUGCUCCAGAUCUGGAAGCGCAUGGUGGUUAUUCGUUCUGUGCCGCUGCUGCCCUCAUGCUGCUGGGUGGUGAGAACCAGUGUGACCUCAACGCUCUGCUACGGUGGACCAUGAAUCGUCAGAUGGCGUACGAAGGCGGAUUUCAGGGACGCACCAACAAACUGGUGGACGGAUGUUAUUCCUUUUGGCAGGGAGCGUUAGUACCGAUCGUUCAGGGUCUUAUCGCACGGAAAGAGGGACAGCAGCACAUCAUGGAUGUGAGUCUCUUCAAUAGGUAUGCGCUGCAGGAGUACGUACUUAUUUGCUGCCAAAGACCCAACGGAGGUCUUAUUGAUAAACCUGGCAAACCUGCGGAUCUUUACCACACUUGCUACACGCUCAGCGGGCUGGCCGUGGCACAGCACUGUGAAACGCAUAGUUUACCGUUGGUGUUGGGAGACGAAAGGAAUGAAGUGUUACCGACACACCCGGUACACAAUAUACCGCCCAAGGCAGCGCUGGACGCUUACCGCUACUUUAUAGAGCUCGAUCAACCGGCAUCUGCUGCCGAACAGCAAUCCAAUGGAAAACGGGACGAUGUACCGAUGGACGGUGACUCCGAGAACGGUUCCGAACGUCAAUCGUCAUCACACAUGUCGGAAGAAAGCAGCAGUAACUACACGAGUAGCCGUGCAUCGGAAGAUUGA